Molecule: messenger RNA, 771 nt
Organism: Symbiodinium sp. CCMP2456
Lineage: Eukaryota; Dinophyceae; Suessiales; Symbiodiniaceae
Source: the annotation of a GenBank genome assembly
GACGUGCUUGUAGCUGACGUGCUGGUGCUGCUCGUGGACGUUGAUGAGCUCGAAGUGGAUGUUGAAGAUGUGCUUGAAGAAGAUGUUGAGGUCGACGAAGUCGAUGUGGUACUGCUGCUUGUGGAUGAUGUGCUCGAGGAGGACGUGCUAGUGCUGCUCGUGGACGUAGAUGAGCUCGAGGUGGAUGUGGACGACGUGCUUGACGAAGAUGUUGACGUCGUUGUCGUCGUUGUCGUGCUGCUGCUCGUGGAUGAAGUGCUUGUAGAUGAGGUGCUGGUGCUGCUGGUGGAAGUAGACGAGCUUGAGGUGGACGUUGACGACGUGCUGGACGAAGAUGUUGAUGUGGACGAGGUCGAUGUAGUGCUGCUGCUUGUGUAUGAAGUGCUUGUAGAUGAGGUGCUGGUGCUGCUGGUGGACGUUGAUGAGCUUGAUGUGGAUGUCGAGGACGUGCUUGACGAGGAUGUUGAAGUCGACGAAGUCGAUGUGGUACUGCUGCUUGUGGAUGAAGUGCUCGAGGAGGAUGUGCUAGUGCUACUUGUGGACGUAGAUGAGCUGGAGGUGGACGUGGACGAUGAGGACGUGCUGGUGCUGCUCGUGGACGUUGAUGAGCUCGAAGUGGAUGUUGAAGAUGUGCUUGAAGAAGAUGUUGAGGUCGACGAAGUCGAUGUGGUACUGCUGCUGCUUGACGAAGUGGUUGUUGAAGAAGUGCUCGUAGAUGAGCUGCUGGUGCUGCUUGUGGACGUUGAUGAGCUCGAAGUGGAUGUUGAAGAU